UAAAGAAAAUAGAAAUAAAUAAUUAUCUAUGGACAGGUUUUGUGCUUAGUGCUGCACAUUGCACAAGUUACAGCUAUACGUGAGUAUUGUUGGAUAUAUGUAUAUUAUAAUGCCCUUUGUGAUGCCAUCAUCUUAUUAUAGUGUAGUAUACCUAGGUGAGUUCGACAGAUCAACCAUCACCGAUUGCUCUGCAACAGCUUGCAUGCCGAACGCAAUCCGAAUUCCCGUCGAUGCUCAAAUAGCUCACCCCAGAUAUGUGGAUCAUACCCAGAAUGACAUAGCCCUGUUUCGACUGGCCACUCCGGUUCAGUAUACAGGUGGGUGAAUGGCCAGUUGCGCAAGGAUCUCAUUACUACUAAGCCUGCUCUUCCUUUAGCAUUCAUAAAGCCAAUCUGUCUGCUGACCAACUACAAUCCAUUGGCCCACAUUAGAUAUCUGACGGCCCUUGGAUGGGGUUUAACCGAAAACGGAGUCACAAGCAACGUCUUAAAGAUGGCCAACUUAACGCAUGUGCAUCAAUCGUAUUGUUUGGCCACAUACCGCCACAAUGUGGAUACGUCACACAUUUGCGCCGGAGACAGCAACUCGCACACAUGCAUGGGUGACUCUGGAGGACCACUCUUCGCUAAACUACCAAUUGGCAAUACAAGUCGUGUCGUUCAAUUGGGGAUCGUCAGUUAUGGAGACAUUGAGUGUAAACAAUGGGGUGUCUACACGAAUGUCAUGCACCACAUGAACUGGAUCGUGCAUGUCGUACGACAGGAAGGGCUUCACACAACCACACAACGCCCAAUCACAAUCACAAUCCCCUCCACCCAAAGAUUUUAUUACUAUAUACCACCUGUUUUUAAUUGGCAAAUUUUCAAUUAAAGCUUUAAUGUAAAGACAUGUUUAUUAGAGACGUGGUGAACUUAAAUCCCUCUCUUUUUUUAAAUAUGAAAUCAAGAACAUAACUUGACGAUGUUAAAUAUACUACUGAUAUGUUUUCCUGUCACAGUUCUUAUCACUUUAACAACAGAGUACAUUAACUUUCUGUGCGAACGAGAAGAGGUCUUAUCGCACGGGUUUUUUUAAAAUCAGCGGGAAACAACAGCUUUAAGACCCGGACAUUAGUUUGUCCGCAGCGCUUGGUUAUGAAGAUUGUUGAGAACGCUAUACUAGUCGUACUUGCCUGUUCAGUAAUUGUACAGGGGCAAGAAGCUCCUAACUUUCUAGACAAGUCAUGUAGCAUUAUUCCGAUUGAAGAACCCCGAAUAAUUGGGGGUCGUAAUGCCAAAAUAAACAGCACUCCAUGGAUGGCCAUGAUCCUAGAUGAAAACGGUUAUAGGUGCGGAGGCUCACUGAUCACAAAUCUCUUUGUACUGACGGCUGCGCAUUGCACGGGAGACACCAAACUAAAAGUUCGAUUGGGCCAAUAUCGUCUAGAAUGGAAUUGCAGAGGUGUAAAUUGCUUAGGAAGUGCUCAAGAGUUCACUGUCGGUGCAACGUAUAUCCAUAGCGAAUAUUCAAGAGGGAGCCACGAUAUAGCGCUGUUAAAACUGGACACUCGAGUGCAGUUUACAAAUCGAAUCAGACCGAUAUGUUUGCUUAUGGACCCUCUUUUCAGACAUCUGGAUGAUCACAUCAUAAAAUUUAGGACCUACGGAUGGGGUCAGACCGAAUCUGGAGAAUUGGGUCAAGUAAUACAGACCACUUCGCUUUACAAUCUUCCCCGAGCAAACUGCUUCAGGCAAUAUCGAUUUAAUGUGAUUGAUGGGAAUCACAUCUGCGCUGAAAGGGCUACCGCCGGCACCUGCAAAGGCGAUUCGGGAGGUCCUUUGACCGCUAUUGUAAAAUAUGCACAUAGGGAUACGAUAUUCCAGUUCGGAAUUGUCAGCGCUGGAGAGAAAACUUGUGAAAAGGCUAGUAUAUUUACAAAUGUUAUGGCCCAUUUAAACUGGAUUGAAAGCAUCGUUCGCAGAGAAGAGAAUUUCUAAGAAUUGUGCUAUUUAGCAUUUAUCACAUUGAGUUGAAUCGGUUCAACUUAAAAGUCACAUUUAAAAAACAAAUACAUAAUCAUCAUAAUUAAAAAGGAUAACGUCUUAAGCUGGAAUUCCGAAUUUAAACCAUAACUCAUGAGUGAAGUGUACUUUUCUGCAUUAAAAUAAAAUAAUUUCAAGAUAAUUUUAAGAUUUAACAAAACUCAGUUUUAAGUGAAAUUCCUGCUGUAAAUGAUCAAAUAAAAAUUUCA
Messenger RNA from Drosophila rhopaloa, 2230 nucleotides. RefSeq names its product serine protease grass. NCBI's taxonomy places the organism in Eukaryota, Metazoa, Arthropoda, Insecta, Diptera, Drosophilidae. The record is from RefSeq and is a predicted model, not a curated record. The transcript has 4 exons. Bases 1134 to 1976 code for a protein of 280 amino acids. Gene Ontology annotation, biological process: proteolysis. Gene Ontology annotation, molecular function: serine-type endopeptidase activity.